Molecule: messenger RNA, 3708 nt
Organism: Cuculus canorus (common cuckoo)
Lineage: Eukaryota; Metazoa; Chordata; Aves; Cuculiformes; Cuculidae
Gene: IDI1
Product: isopentenyl-diphosphate delta isomerase 1
Exons: 5
Coding region: 997-1680 (227 amino acids)
Biological process (GO): isopentenyl diphosphate biosynthetic process; isoprenoid biosynthetic process
Cellular component (GO): cytoplasm
Molecular function (GO): isopentenyl-diphosphate delta-isomerase activity
Source: RefSeq, a predicted model, not a curated record
GCCAAAUGCCGGGUCCUGCACUUGGGGCACAACAGCGCUGUGCAGUGCUACAGACUGGGGGAAGAGUGACUGGAGAGCUGCACGGAGGAGAAGGACCUGGGGGUGUUGGUUGACAGCGACUGACCGUGAGCCAGCAGCGGCCCAGGUGGCCAAGAAAGCCAAUGGCAUCUUGGCUUGUAUCUGAAACGGUGUGAACAGCAGGUCCAGGGAGGUGAUUCUGCCCCUGUACUCCGCACUGGUGAGGCUGCACCUCGAAUCUUGUGUUCAGUUCUGGGCCCCUCGCUGCAAGAAGGAUGUUGAGGCUCUGGAGUGUGUCCAGAGAAGAGCAAUGAAGCUGGAGAACAAGCCUUACGAGGAGCGGCUGAGAGAGCUGGAGUUAUUUAGCCUUGAGAAGAGGAGGCUAAGGGGAGACCUUAUUACUCUCUACAACUACCUGAAAGGAGGUUGUAGAGUGGAGGAUGCUGGUCUCUUCUCCCAAAUGACAGGUGGUAAGAUAAAGGGGAAUGGCCUCAAGCUGUACCGGGGGAGGUUCAGGCUGGACAUCAGGAAAAAAAUUUUCGCAGAAAGGCUCAUUGGGCACUGGCAGAGGCUGCCGAGGGAGGUGGUGGAAUAUCCCUGGAGAUGUUUAAAAGACGGAUAGGCGAGGUGCUCAGGGACAUGAUUUAGUGGCAGAUAGGAAUGGUUGGACUCCAUGAUCCAAGAGGUCUUUUCCAACCUGGUGAUUCUAUGAUUCUGUGGUACUUGGCUCACAGUGAUGGGGAUGAGGGGACACAGGUGCAUGUGGUGUCUGGCAUCUUAACAGCCCCAGUGCAGAGUGAGCAUGGGCUUUGAGGUGAGGUUAAUCUGUCCUGGAUGAGACCGGGAACUGACUUCUUAUACCAAAUUAUACUAAAAUCUUGAAGAGAAAACCCAAAGAAGAGCAUAAGCCAUAUGCACUGGAAAUGGAAAAGAGCGCAGCUGCUGACUUGGUGAUGCAGAACAUUUGCUACCAUCACGAUGCCUGAGGUAAACACAGACCACCUGGAUGAGCAGCAGGUGCAGCUCUUGGCAGAGAUGUGCAUCCUGAUUGAUGAAAAUGAUAAUAAGAUUGGAGCAGAUACCAAGAAAAACUGUCACCUGAAUGAAAACAUUGAUAAAGGUUUACUGCACCGAGCUUUCAGUGUUUUCUUAUUUAAUACAGAAAAUAAACUGUUGCUCCAGCAGAGGUCAAAUGCAAAAAUUACAUUUCCAGAUUGUUUUACCAACACUUGUUGCAGUCAUCCUCUAAGCCAUCCCCUAGAACUGGAAGAAAAUGAUGCCAUUGGUGUUCGUCGAGCAGCACAGAGACGACUGAAAGCAGAGUUGGGAAUUCCCAUGGAGCAGGUAACUCCAGAAGAAAUCUCCUAUCUGACACGAAUUCACUACAAGGCCAAGUCUGAUGGGAUCUGGGGUGAACAUGAGAUAGACUAUAUCUUAUUUGUACAGAAGGAUGUAACGCUGAAUCCUGAUCCUAACGAGAUCCGAAGCUACUGCUAUGUGACACAGAAAGAACUGAAGCAGCUCUUAGACAAAGCCUCCAAGAAUGAAAUUAAGAUUACUCCAUGGUUUAAACUAAUUGCAGAGACCUUUCUUUUUAAGUGGUGGGAUAACUUAUCUAACUUGAACAAAUUUGUUGAUCAUGAAAAAAUACACAGAAUGUAAACAGCUGGGAUAAAAGGUGCCGAAAGCUAGUGGUGAUGGGCUGUCUCAUUAACACUGUGGUGACUCAUGACUUCAUUGCAGAAAACGGAUCCACCUGGAGCAUGUUUAACAAAUAACUUUAUAUAGCGAUGGUUAUAGCUGAUGUUUUUUCUCCUCUCUUCACCUCCUCUUCUCCCCAGCCCUGUUCCUCUUGGGAGAGUUAAGCUUCGUGUCAUGUAAAGUAAGUAGCAGUAACAUAAAAAAAAAAUCUGGGUUUAUCUUUCUCUGUUACUUCCUGUGAUGUGAAAGAUCCGCAGCCUGUGUGUGCCCAGUAUGCCCUUAUUUCCUUGCAUAACCCAGGCUGCAGGGGAAUUUGGGUGCCUUCUGUCCAGCUCUUUUGGGAGAGCUGGUACAUUCCCAACUUCACAUGACUAUGCCUUCUAAAAUAGUGAUUACAAAAGAAUUUGAGUUCUGCAUUGAUGUUAAGAAGACUACUUGCCUGAAGAAAAAAACAGUUAAUUCAAAGUAAUUGGGAUGAUUGUAAUUGCAAAAAGCAAAUCUCUGCAGCUACUGUACUCUGUAAUUAACCAAACACAGAAAAGCUUAAGUAAUUGGAUUCUCAGUGUGCACUAGGUUUCACUUUGAAGUGUUGCAAUAUGUGUCUUGGCUUUAGAUAAUAAACCUUUGUGGGUUUGUUUGCCCCCUGCCUCCCUUUUCUGGUUAGCAGAUGGCAGAGUCCUGGGCAUGUCUUAAAUGAAAAAAGGAGGGAGGAGUACUCCAACUGUAAAUGGUGCUAAUAGAGGAAGUAGCCCGUCUUUGAGAAGGGAUAUGUAUUCAAUGAGUCUUCUACAUCCACCAGAAAACAAAGGCAGCUUGAUGCAAGCCUUAUUUUUCCUGCAACAUCUACUGUAAGUCACUCCCAGAAAACUCUUAAGCCCUUGAACUCCAAAAUUCCAGAUGGACAAUUUACAGGCUUGCACCAGGUCUUGAUCUCAGUUAAUAAGAAAUUGUAUCGGAGUGCAAGAAUUAAUCCUUUCUGAUUUUGCAGUCAGUUGCUCGUACUGAGAGUAAAAGGGAAGGCUUCUUUUUAUUAAGACAAACAAUGAAGGGUAUCUCAAUUUGAAUUAAAGAUUUUGGGGAUUUUUUUUUCCUCCCAAAAAGCACUUUACUGUAACUUCUUUUGUUAGACUACUCAAUCUAGAUCUCUUCUCUAAACUUUUCCCAGAGGUGUCUUGAUGAAAUAGGAUGUUGUUUAUGCCACUUGUCCUUGCAUAUGAAACCAUGGUUGUAAGUUAAUCUGUCUGGUUUCAAGGUAAAACUAAUUUUUUCCAAUGGUUAACGUGUUUCUCACCCCAGUUGUGCACUGAAGCUUCUAUGUGACAGCAGCUCUGGUGGUUCAACACUGAGAGGUUUUAGAGCCAAGUUUGCUGUAUGUUGACCUGAGUUGAUUCAUUGUAGAGAAGCAAGUAAUAGGGGGUGAAGGAACAGUAAUGCACUGUAACAGCCCUCCUGAACUCAGUGCAUCAGCCACUUACCCAAGUAAUAUAUCAGUGUACUUCUCAAAUACUUAAAAGUACUUUUAAAUAAAAGAUUAUCUUAAAGACUAUGAUUAAAAUACCUAACCUAAAACUAUUGACUGUUUUCUUCUCAGACUUUAAGCCGCAUGGAGAAUAGUCUUUGUCAUUACUGCACUUUAAACACCACCCUGCCUAUUAAACAUCACUGAAGCAAUGUGAUUGGGGGUAGCAGGGCAUAAGUUUAACAAUGCUCUGCUUCCCUAGAUCCAAGGGCUGGCUUGGAGCCAGUGCUGACAAAGCAUAUCCUGAAUUAGAAAUAAUGACCAUAAGGAAGCAGAAAGCAAAGUUCUGAUAAAUGUUUUUUCGAAGUCCCUUAAAAGUUUUGACAUUAAUUUUUCUUAGCGUUGAACUUUGUUGCAGCAGUACAGUGUUUUUGAUGCUGAAUUAUUACAUGGAAUAGAUGAGGUAAACAGUAUGGAUUUACAUGUAAUGCUCUGAUAUGCCAAAACUGACAGCUGAACAUUCCUCUUAC